AUGUGGACGUCCAUCUCUCUUGGAGCGACGUCAGCACUUCCUGUAGCUCCGUCUCCAGGCACCCUGGAACCGCAUUCGCCUGACCCUCGCGGAGACGUCCCUUUGCAUGCCGUCGAGGGACGGGAAGGAGCUGCAGAAAAGCUGAUUCAUGCACCGAGCGGCAAUGCCUACGUCGCAGGAACGAGAGUUAGUAGAGAGAGUGACGCGGCCAAGCGUCAGGGAUCCUGUAUUUCGGCUCUUCCCGAUUUCUUCACAACUCGCCCCAUCGUCUUCCGCGAAGUGGACAUGCACUCGACUGCGGCUCAGCCCCCCGCGUUUCUGCCGCAUCGGGACUGCAUCGUUCACAUCAAGCCUGCCCCUGUGAAUGACGAGAGCUGGAGCCAGACCGGCACAUUUCCUCGAGGGCUCUUCUCGCCUGUGUUCAUUCAGAACAUCGACAGGAACACAACAGAAGAGGGGCUCUCUGGCCUCACCGAUACACCGAUUUGCUCUCCAUCGUUUGGUGGGCUCUCAGAGGAGGGCACGCCGCGGCUGACCCGCGAAGCGGCGGCCGGCGCAGGCGCCGCGGAGUUGAGCACUGCUGCUUCUUCAGUAUUUUCUGCCGAGAGUCCUGGUCUGCUUACACUGGACGUCGGCUAUUACUCUGGACGGAAGUCGAUCCUCUCAGAGGCGAGGGAAGAGGGCCUUUCUGAAGCAGGCUCCGAAAAGUCACUGAGCACUUGUUUCAAUGUGAAGCAAGCCAGCCGCGACCAGCUGUGCCUUCCCGUUGCUGUAGCCCUGGCCGUCUCAAAUGUUGUUGAGAGUUCUUCUCAUAGUUCCUUCCGCGAUGCAACAAAUGCAGGAGCCUCUCCUCCUCCUCCGGCAGGCACACGCAGCGCACGUAGUCUGGUUCGCCGGCUGAGGGCUCUGGAGGAGCCGGCAAGCCGACAACGAGAGAAAAACACCACAGAUGGCAUCUCUCCUCCCAGCGAGCGAGUGGAGGGGAUCCUGGGGGCCACGCGCGCGCGCGACGCCGUGCGGCUCCGUCUCGAACGUCGGCUGAGCACCGUCAAGGCACCCGCAGCACCCACCUCUGUCUCCUCAACACUCGCACCUGCUGCUCCAACUGGCAGCCCACUUUUCUCGUCUCGCGGCCACCAGCCACCUCUGCACGAACGUCAAGGACCCUCUCCUGUGCGCAGGCACUGUUCUGCGCAUCGGCCUUCUCCUUCGGUGGACGGAGACGACGAGGACCAGAGCGCCUGUCCGCCUUCGCUGCCUGAGUCACCUCGAAGGUCUCGUGGUCACUGUCAUGGAGCCGUCUUCGGUCCACGUGUCAAAGCCGCCGCACGCCUCGUCGCUCUGCUCCUUCUCUGCACAUGCCCGCUUAUUCUCGCGGGGGUCGUCUUCCACGUCUCACCAGAUUCCCGUCCGGUGGCGCUGAGCCUGCUUGAUGGGCUGUGUCCCCUUAGUUCGUUUUGCGUGUACGUCGCCCCCGCAGGGGCUGCGCUAACGUCAAUCAAGAACAGAACUACGCAGCACCUUCCUGCCCUCCUCUUCGUUCUCCAGGCUCUCUGCAACCUUCUCGGGUGUGCCUACGGCCUCGCUCUAGGCAGCGCUGCGCUGGCGGCCACGAACUUUAUCGGGCUCGCCUUCCAGGUGCUGUGGCUCGCCGUGUACCUGGCUUUGCGGCGGUAUCAGGCCCUUGCGAGUCGAUCGGCUCCUGUCCGCGCCGACCAAGGGGGCACGCACGACGAGGCGGACCCCGACGCACUUCGGUGUGGGCGGCCGCGCCCUCUCUCACCUCUCCUCGCCUUUCCGGGUCGGCGCGACAGCCGCCGGAGUCCCGCCAGCACAGGCCGCGAACCUCUCCAUUCUGCGGGUGUCCCUCCGUGGACGCGAAGUCAGUGCGGAACGCUGAGGAAGCUCGUCAGCGGAGCCGCAUCGGAACCCCCGCGCUCGAGUGAGCAUGGACUGGUGACGAUCUGGGCAGACGCGUACCCGAGCCGAAGAGUUUCUCACUGCGGCGCUGGAUCGCCGUAUUAUCGAGGGCUCGUAUCAGCUUACCUUGGAGCCGAAGAGUCCCCCGGGUCGCGGGCCGCAAGAGCUGCCUGCGGAUCCACAUCUCCGGUGCUCCUGUGCGGGAAGUUGGCGUCGAAAUCUCAGAGUCAGAGAACCGCCGAAUACGCGGCUCUAGGCAAUGACCACGUGGCGGCGAGGGGACAGGGCGACACAGCACCGCGUGAAGGGCAGAGACGGGGUGCCCCCUGGCGCGCGGCAGCUGAGCGGGAGGGGAACAGAGAAGCGUUCGCGAGCGUCCAGCGGGUGUAUCCUCUUCCUGCUUCCUCAUCGGAUGUGCCUUCUCUCCGUCAGAGCCGUGCCGCUUGCGUUUUGGUCGUCGGCGACCGUCACAAGGCUGAGGCUGUGGCAUUGCCGCAUCUCCACGACGUCUCGCCGUGGCGGGGAUCGUCUUUCCUUGCCCUCGCGGUUGGUUCGGAGGAGCGCUUAUCUCCAAGGCGUUCGUGGAGGAGGCAUUCGCCAUCGGCUGCUGCACGUGACGCUUUUUGCGGUGGGGAAGAGGCGAGGCCGCCUUUUCGAAGGAAAGACAGCUUCAGGUCCGAUGAGGCGUUGCCCCUGUCGGCAGAGUCCCGCGACAGAGUCGAAGACUGCGGCAGAGCCGUGUCUUCGAGUGAAGAGCAUCAUGGAAGCAUGCCUGCCUCUUCUCUCGUCGGCUCUGGUUCUUCUUUACGUUGCCAUUCGCAUCCGACUUCACCCUCUUGGAUGCGUUCACCGCGCUCUCGGUCGCCCGCCACGGGUGGGGCGGUGAAGGAGGACAUGAGCCAGACUGCCGGCUGCGCAAGUCCUGAACGGGCGGGGAAGAGGUGGAUGCGCACUGGGGGGGCAUCCUCAAACGCUCGCAGAAAUCAGGAAACAGUGCAGCUUCUUCUCCGCGGUCCUGCUGGGGACGGAGGCGACCGCGGAGUUCGGCAAUGGGAAGGGAAACCCCUCUGUGUCCCGAUCCUAGGUGCCUUUGCUCGUGUGGCUGUCACCUUAGCGCCAGUUUUUGUCGUCUCGACCUUCUUGCACGAGUCGUGGCUCGCCCUGCUCCUUACCCUCCUCAAUGUGCUGGCCGUCGUCAGUCCUCUAAGCCUGCUGGGGGACAUGAUUCGACGCCGAUCGUCUACGGGGCUCCCUCGCCCACUGGUCGCCAUGAUGGUCGUGUGCAACGGCUUGUGGGGACUGUACGGGCUCGCUGGAGACAUUCCUGCAGUCUACAUCUCUUCCGUCAUAGGCUACGUCGCCGGAUUCCUGCAGCUUGCAGUCGUCAUGUGGUGCGACCGCGAACUGUGUUGGAUCGACUUCGCUCUCCUUCUUCAUCUGCUUCGUUUUGCGCGCGUCUCGUACUCCAUAUGCCCCGCCCUUGCGGCAUGCAAUGCCUACCCAGCCAUCUCAUGCGGGCACGCCUCCCCUGGGUCACUUUCAUGCCAUUGGUCGCGAAAGGGACUUCAACACUGGCUCAUGAAAACUGGGGAUGACGACGGAGCAAAGCUUGCCGCAGAGGAUGGACUCAGCCUGAAAGGCGAUGAGAAACAAGCUGUCGCGCUCGCGCCUGGGAAGGCCUAA
This is a messenger RNA of Besnoitia besnoiti, 3603 nucleotides long. RefSeq lists its product as uncharacterized. NCBI's taxonomy places the organism in Eukaryota, Apicomplexa, Conoidasida, Eucoccidiorida, Sarcocystidae. Gene Ontology annotation, cellular component: membrane. Gene Ontology annotation, molecular function: sugar transmembrane transporter activity. The record is from RefSeq and is a predicted model, not a curated record. Bases 1 to 3603 code for a protein of 1200 amino acids. The transcript has 4 exons.